Messenger RNA from Paramecium tetraurelia, 3474 nucleotides. RefSeq lists its product as uncharacterized. NCBI's taxonomy places the organism in Eukaryota, Ciliophora, Oligohymenophorea, Peniculida, Parameciidae. Gene Ontology annotation, molecular function: protein binding. Gene Ontology annotation, cellular component: intraciliary transport particle A. The transcript has 5 exons. Gene Ontology annotation, biological process: intraciliary retrograde transport; protein localization to cilium. The record is from RefSeq and is a predicted model, not a curated record.
AUGAGUAGCGAUUUACUUAUUCAAUAAUCUCAAGUUUUCUACUUGUUAAGAGAAGGACUAUGGAAAUCAACAUAGGUGUUGUGUCAUAAGUUUUAUCAAAGAACUCAAGAUCCAUUCUUUCAAUUUUGGAGGGCGUUCUGCUAUUUCAAAAGUGGAAGUUUGAAUGAAGCAAUAAAUGAAUUAACACUUAUUAGAAAUAAAAGAGAAUUUUAGUUUGCAACUUCAGCAGCACUUAUCUACUACUCAUAGCAACAACGUGGAGUUGAUAGGGUAUAAGUGAGAGUUUAAUUUUAUAGGAAAUCAUUGAAACUUGCAGACAGAUGUAGACAGAAGGUCGAAAGACUCCGAAUGAUCGAGCAUUUCAGAGUGCCAUUUAUUUCUAUUUAUUUUGUUGAUGAAGGUAGAAAGGCAAAGGAAAUUUUGGAAUUAUUAUCAGAAGGUCAGCCAAUAAGUCAGAUCACUCUCGGGUGGUAUAAAUUAUUACAAAAGGAAGAGGAAAUAAGCCCAGAUAAAAUCCUCGAUUACUUUUAGAGUUUUGGGCAAUUCAAUUAAAAGCCUAUUGAAUAUUUGUUAGGUCUGGCAAAGGCUUCGGAAAUAAAUAAGAAGUAUCCAAUCACCUUAGAUGCUUUGAAUGAAUUGAUGAUCGUUUGGAGAGAUUUUCCAUUCACAGAUGUAGAGAAGUUGCGAUUCUGUAUAUUUAUUUAAGAUUGGGAAUAAUUUUAGGAUCUAGCUAAUAAACUACUCUAUGAUGAUCCAACCAACAUAUUUGGAUUGAAAGCUAUAGCCUUUUAUAAUUUGGCAAGGAAAGGUGAUGUAAGAGAAUCAUUAGAGAAAAUUGAAGAAUUAUUUAAUGCCAUCUAAAAACAAGAGGAAGAUAAUGUCUCAUUAAUUUUGAAUUGUUGCUAAUUGCUAUCCAGAGUUUCAGGGAGAAAUCAAUAAAUUCUCUAAUUGACAAUGAGUUAAAUCUAAAAGACUCGAAAAAUUGCCCCAUUAUUAGGAGAUUUGUGUUUAGAACUAGCUUAGGAAACUUUGAUGUUGGAAGAAUAUGACAAGGCUUAUGGUUUUUUCUAAGAAGCAGCUGCUUUAGAUGAAGGUAGAAUGGAAUCAUUAGCAGGAAUGAUUUAAUGCAAAAUAUUAUAGGGAGUCAUUGAUGAUGCAGAAAAAUAAUUGGAAUUUGUUUAGGAAGUCUAAGUAUCUGUUGGCAGAACCACAGAAAUUGCAUUUUUAUAGGCCCUAUUAGAAAGCAAGAAGUCAGAAGGCACUGAUUCUCCUAUUGCCUAGCAAUUUAUUGAAGAAACCCUUAAACUUCAUUUAAUCUAGAGUAAAUUAUUGCUACCUGGAUAUGAGUUUUAUAUUAAGUUUAAUCCAGAUUUUACAUUUACUAUAGCUUAGAUGUAUCUAAGAAAUUUAUCCACUAAUUUAAUGUUAGCAGGUAAGGAAUUGCCCACUUCAGGUAUUGGAAAAGGAACCAAAUUAUUAGAAAGUAUUGCCAGAUAAGCUCCUGGAUUAACUAAUGUUUAGUUAUUAUUAUCUACUGGUAAAAUGGCAUUAGGAGAUCCAUAGGAAGCAUUAAAAACUAUUAAUAGAGUGUUAGAAUUAGAUCCUAAGAAUGAAGAUGGAUACAUUUUACAUGCGUUGAUUUCUAUUAAAACUAAAUAGAUCAACUUAGCAGCAAACUCUUUAAAUUAAGCCAUAUCUAAUAAUUUUGCGAUUAGAGAAAACCCCUUAUUUAUGUUAGUUAAAGGAGAGGUUGAGUAUAGAACUGAAGAUUACAAGAAUGCCCAAAUUACACUGGAAGCAGCUUAUGAAUUAGUUGCAGGAAAAUAUAAGAAUAAAAAUAAAGUGAAAUCAAAAAUUGUGUAAUUUACUGAAAAGGAUAAAUGCCAAGUUUUUGUAUUGUUAGCUAAGGUGUACGCAAUUAAUAAGAAAGAAACAGAAGCCAAAAAGAUCAUGUAAAAGGCUAUCUAGGAAUAUGCAGGCAGUCCUCAUGAAAGCACAAUUAUGAUGGCUAACAGUGAAAUAGCAAUAGAGAGUGGAGACAUAAAGAAGGCUAUUAAUAUUCUUAAGGCUGUUUAAGGUGGAUAACCAAAUUUUGUUAAUUCAAGAAUAAUUUUAGCCGAUGUCUACUUAAAGUAUUUGAAGGAUCGAAGAAAUUAUACAAGGUGUUAUGCUGAAAUCAUUGAGGCAGAACCUACAGCAGAAAAUUAUAAACUAAUUGGAGAGGCAUUUAUGAAAAUUAAUGAACCUCAAGAGGCUGUUUUAAGUUAUUAAAAGGCUGCUGAAUUGAAUCCUGAAGAUGAAGAAAUUACAAGAAUUAUUGGUAAUGCACUUACAAUGACAUAUGAUUAUCAGAAAGCAGUUAAUUAUUAUGAGGCAGCUUUGUAGAAGACUCCAGGAAGAUAAGAUUUAUUAGUUGAUUUAGGUAGAUUAUAUUUGAGAAUGAAUAAUAUCAAAAAAGCAGAAUAAGUAUUAGUUUGGGAGAAGUUUGUAAGUGAUGAUUAUGCAGCACCAACAUUGACAACUUUGAGAGCAAAUGCUUAAGGUUUUCUUUUGAUUGCAAGAAUGGUUACUAAAUUACAAUAAGCUACUUUUAAUUAAGCACAAAAUGCUGAAAAAGAGAAGAUCUAAUAGUAAUUGAUGGCUGAAUCUCAAAAAUUAAUAGAAAAAAUAAGAAAGGCAUUUGAAUUUGCAGUCUAAACAUAAAAAGAUGUUAUUGAAAAAAGUAAAUAAGAGGCUGCUAAUGUAAAUAAGGAAAAGGAACAAUUGGGAUUAAUAUUUUUAGAGUAAGCCAGGUACUUCUUUUAUAAUGAGAGAAAUUACAAGGCAACUUUAGAUUGUAUAGAUGAUGGUGUUAAAUUCAUACCUACAAAUGAAAGUUUGAUUUAGUUAUAAGCUGAAACAUUCUAUUAAAGUGGUGACAAGAUUUCUUGCGAAUAAAAAUUAAAGAUAUUAUAAAAAUUGAAUCCUAAAAAUGAUUAUGCUUCCAUGAUGUUAUCAGAAUUAGUAUUACAAUAGGAUGAUAGUGAAAAAUCAAUUUAACAAUUUGUUCAAACCUUACAAGAGAAACCAAAUUCUUUUGGAACCUUAUCCAAAGUAAUAGAUUGGUAUAGAAAAUAAAACAGAUUGGAUGAAGUCUAAACCAUAAUUGAUAAUUGUGCUAAGGCUACAUAAAACUAAAAUGAACCAGGAUUAUGUUUUUGCAGAGGCUUGUAUUAUAAAUAUAAAAAUUUACCUAAAGAGGCUUUGAUAUAAUUUAAUUACGCAAAGAAACAUUAAUAAUAUGCUGAAGACAGUUUGACCUAUAUGAUUGAUUUGUAUUUGAAUCCUGAUUAAGAUCUUUAUUAUUCAAUAACAGAUGAAUAACCAAAACCAGUAGCAGUAGAGAAUCUAAAGGCUUGUGAUUAAUUACUUAAGGAACUGUAAAAUAGAGGAAGUAUGUCAAGAUAUCUAGUUAUGUAUUCAAAAAUCUAUUGA